CGUGUACGAAUUUCGGGUAAAAGAGCAGCGUCUUUGAUGAUGUAAAAUUUUACGUUCAUUAGCAGUGGCGAAGACGUCUAGAUCUCUGAAAGAAGUUUUAAACGGUUUUGAUCGCGCUCUCCGCGCGAGCGUUGAAUUCUGCUCGCCGGAUAUCAAGCCAUGGGCAACACAUCUUCAACUUCAGGGAGGCGGAGGACAUACUCUGAUUACCAGUAUCAGCAGAGUUCUGGAAGACCGAAGUCAACACGCUCACGCUAUCAAGCCAUGGACAACACAUCUUGGACUUCAAGGACGUGGGUGCCAUACUCUGAUUAUCAUGAUCAGUAUCAGCAGGGUCUUGAAAGAGCUACACCAGCAUACUCGCGCCACACGGGAGCAGAAUUGGGUUCCUACACACAUAACAGUCAAGCUGGGUCGGUCUAUAUUGGCCGCACAAGACUUGCAGAGCAAUUCCCGUAUAUAUAUCCUAUGUCAAAGAUUACUCUCCCUGCUCUUGGUAAAGUUCUUAUUGCGGAAUGCGGAAACGAAGGUCAACACCCUUACCUAAGCGAAGAAGGAAAAACAACACUGGCGUUUCUGAGAGCUGCAAUCUCUUUCGUUCCCCUCGCCUUGGACGCCGGUGCAGAUAUGCAGAACGCAUCUUUCCUUUUCGCCCAGGCAGGAAUAGAGUUUGCCAUAGUCGCUGGGAAAGGAGACUGGGAGUUUUUUUUCUACCCGGAUUGCAAAGGCGAAAUUUCUGGUCAUUGUGUGCGAAAGCCCUGGCUUCGCUACAUCUGGGAUGGCGUUAAGUCAACUGUUCGCCGUGUUGGCUCGUUCCUCUUGCCAAUUUUUGGUCCUUCGCUUCUUGCUUUGGUAGCUGCAUAAGCAAAUGUACAGUAACUGCAACAUUUUUUAAAAUUUUUGCUGCUGCUUUCAAUAGGCCACGUUCGAUAUAUCAGCAUUCUAACAUGGUUUCGA
Molecule: messenger RNA, 957 nt
Organism: Orbicella faveolata
Lineage: Eukaryota; Metazoa; Cnidaria; Anthozoa; Scleractinia; Merulinidae
Source: RefSeq, a predicted model, not a curated record